Molecule: messenger RNA, 486 nt
Organism: Mucor velutinosus
Lineage: Eukaryota; Fungi; Mucoromycota; Mucoromycetes; Mucorales; Mucoraceae
Product: 60S ribosomal protein L17B
Exons: 1
Coding region: 1-486 (161 amino acids)
Source: RefSeq, a predicted model, not a curated record
AUGGGUAACACACACAGCACAACAACAAGAAGACAAGCUGCUCCUAGAGCAGUAAAGACAAGAAAAAGCCCUCGCCGAUUUGGUCUCCCCUCGCAAAGACGUGCUCAUGCUGCUGCUCCUGUAGCAGUUAAACCUCGUCGUAAGUUUGGCUUUGGCUCAUCGAGAAAGCAUCGUCAUGGUGCUGCUGCUGCUCCUGUGGCUACAACUGUUCCAUCCAACUCAAUGACAUUGCGUAAACUCAAGGCAAAGAUUUCUCCUGGUCCCAAAGUAGCUACUACCAACAAGAGAUCAAGAAAGCAUGCAAAGAAAGACCCUGUUAGUGGUUUUGUAGACAAGCUGGCUCCCGCCGCUGGCGCUGCUGGUGUCUCUGCUGCUCCAAGACAUCGCUCUCGUGGAUUUGGAUUUGGAAGACGCAGACCUGUUGAGCCUCCCAUCACCACCAAAAGAGGCAUGUUUAGUCGAUUCCAAAGAGCCAGAGCUUACUAA